Molecule: messenger RNA, 738 nt
Organism: Phytophthora nicotianae INRA-310
Lineage: Eukaryota; Oomycota; Peronosporomycetes; Peronosporales; Peronosporaceae
Exons: 2
Coding region: 1-738 (245 amino acids)
Molecular function (GO): nucleic acid binding; zinc ion binding
Source: RefSeq, a predicted model, not a curated record
AUGACGUUGCUGGAGGGGCUCACUCAAGCUAUUCAUGAACUCUCACACACGGUUGCAACGCAAAACAAUGAUUUUCGAUCGUCGGUCAUGGACCAACUUCAACAACAACAGUCAAGUCGAGAGUUCAAAGUUGAAGGAGCCUCCAUGCCGAAAUUCCAUGGCAAGCCUCAGGAAAGUGUGGAUGAGUUCAUCUUUGAAGCUAAGUUGUUCACGAACGGAAAGAACAUUGACUACCACCAUCCCGGCAACCAGGCUCGUGUGGUAGCGAUGUUAGCCAAGGCACUUCGAGACGAAUUCCUUCCUCCCGACCAGCAACAUCGGUUGCGUGCGGCGCUACGUGCAUGCAAACAGACGAGCGAUGUAGAAGAAUACGUGUCACGCAUUCGUAAAAUCAUCACUCAAAUCCGUGAUAUGUCCGCGUUAGACAAGGUGGACCAUUUUAUCACCGGUUUGAAGCCCGACAAUCGCAAGGAGGUUGACUACCUAAAUUGCAACUCAUUAAAGACUGCUAUUUCCGCCGCGCAAGCGUACGAGCGGGCCCAUUUUGGCGCUGCCCGCCGACAGACAGCGGCUCGUCGCGAUGGCCCUGAACCUAUGGACAUAUCCCAAGUGACAACUCGCCCAACGGUUGAGCAGUGUCGCCGCCAAGGGCUCUGUUUUUACUGUCGAGAACCUGGUCACCGCAUUUCGGACUGCCCGAAGAAACGCCAGGGAAACGAGGGAGCUCAGCGGAUGUAA